GUUUUGGUUCAUUGUAAUAUCAUUAGAAUCUCCUCUUUUUGUAGGGUAUUGAUAAAAAUUGAGUCUUUGAUGCUGGGUUGUGACUUUUGAAUGGAUCUCUCUGUCUUUAGUUCUUGUCUGAUUUUUUUUUUAUUUCUUUGUCUAAACAAGACUUUACGGUUUAAAGUUGUUCAAUGUCUCUGUUUUGUCUUGGCUGUUUUUGAUUGAUAACCAUAAGGGCUUUGUGUUUCCAGCAUUGGCCACAUUGUGGAAAGUGGUGAGAGUCUUGAAUUGUCUCAAGUGUCAACUUGGAUAACGCUAGGAUGCAGGGAGAGAGGGCUAGUCUCGGUUCUUUAGCAGAGGCUUUGAACUUUGAGCAUGGAUCUACAUCUAGUAACGCUGUGAUAGAUCAGCCUAUUCGUUGGGAUAAUAAUAUUCACAGUUACGGUGAUAAUGGAUUGCAGGAUUACAUGAUUUCAGCUGCUGCUGAUACAAAUCCUACUUUUGCAAACUCAGUUUAUCAUGAGCAACGCGGCUUACACAGGUUUAACAUUGGCGAGGCUAGCUCUAGUGGUACGAAGAACGAAACCACUAGCCACACUCAACAAUGGAAUGGAAUUGGACGUUUUGAGGAACAGAGAAAUGGCAAGCUUGAGUUGAACCCUUUAUUUGCGCAACCAUCUCAUGGAAACCGUGUUGUUUGCAAUGUUAAUCUUAAUGCAGAAUAUAAUGAGCAUCUUGAUGAUAUGAAUCCGGUCACAGGUCAUCCUGCUCUUUUUGAGGCUAAUGGACUCAGAUCUAGGUUUAUACCAGAGGACAGUGUUAGAGAUGGGCGUCGCGUAUCCUGUAAAAGAAAAGCUCUUGAUGCAAGCAUUGGUCAGUCCUCUUCAAGCGGAGGUUUCCGUGAGGUUCAGCGUGGAGAAAGCAGUUCUUGGAUCUCACCUUCUGCGUAUUAUAGUCUAGCGAUGACAACAAAUCAUUUAAACCUAUCUCUUGAUCGUCGAAGGGGUUUGGUGGUAUCUAAUGCUGUUCCAAAUCUAUCUGCUCCUGCUAUCACAGAGAGCUCUAGUAGAAAUUACUCAACUGACCAACAAGAAACUGUAAGCCCAUCGGUCUAUGCUGCAGGAAGUGUCAUCAGACGACCUGUUGCUCCAUCCUUGAACUCACAAGGGUUUCCACCAGCAGAUCAACAACUGAUAGACAUGAGAUAUGGACAUGCUUUAGGCAAUUUUGCUUCUCAGAAUCCAAAUGCACCUGCUACUCACAUGCCUCCUGUAUUUAACUUGAACGCAAGCCCAGUAGCAACGGCUGUAGCAUCGAGUUCUGCUACUCCUGUUGAGAGAAAUGUUUUGCAUCGAGAUGAAACGAGACAGAUAAGUAAUAGUCUACAGAUGCCUUUGUUUGUACCUGCUCCUGAACUGAGAAAUGUGGCCAAUGGUCAUAUCAGCAGUAAUGCAAGUAGUGCUAGACAUGCUGCAUCUUCUUCAUCCAGGACAAAUGUUCAGCAGUGGCAGUUUCCGUCGCCGUCGCCGUCGCCAUCUAAUCCAGCAUGGAAUCCUUACCCGACUAAUAACUCGCCACAUAAUCAAGGAAGUUUAUCUGAACACUUUCGUAGGUCAUUGCUUUCUUCCCUUGCUACAACAAACCAGAGAGCUGCUGCUCCUUCCUUGGUCCCUCCUGCCUCUCCUCCGGUUGAGCAUGUGGUUCAGUCUGGUGGUGAAAACACCUCUCAGGUGCGUACUCGGGCUUCCUCGAGAGCAGGUAUAAGACAACGGCAACAUGCAACAACUGGCAUUCCUCAUUCUUUUCGAGGCAGAAGCAGAACGGGGUCAUCCGAGAUGCGUAAUGUCUUGGAGCAGAUGCGUAGAGGAGGGAACUUGCGUUUUGAGGAUGUUAUGCUUCAGUCGAUGGUGCGAAGUGUGGCGGAUCUUCAUGACCGACAUAGAGACAUGCGACUUGAUGUUGACAACAUGACAUAUGAGGAGUUGUUGUCUUUAGAAGAGCGGAUUGGCGAUGUUUGUACCGGUUUGAAUGAGGAAACCAUAUCAAACAGAUUGAAGAAGCAAAAGUACAAAAGUAGUACCGGAGCUCCACAAGAAGUAGAACCAUGUUGUGUUUGUCAGGAGGAAUACAAUGAAGGAGAAGAAUUAGGAGUGUUGGAAUGCGGGCACAACUUCCAUAGCCAAUGCAUCAAAGAAUGGCUGAAGCUGAAGAAUCUUUGCCCAAUUUGCAAAACAACAGGAUUGAACACUGCAAAUAAGCGAAGAAGACAAUGAUUGAACCUGUUGGGUUUUAACCAUUUGUGGAAUGUUCUAUACCACUGCAGCCUCAUCAGGAAGAGAAGGAGGACCUAAAGAAAAAAAAAACUUGGGUUCUUCUGAAUUUGUUUGGAUAAGUUAAUUUUACCAAUUACAUUUUUUAUUUCUUCAUCUUCUUAUGAUUUUACCUAGUAACACCAAGAAAGCUUGUAAGCCAAUUUGGCAAUUUAUAGGUUUUAUAUAUGAUUGGUUAUGUAAUUUCUUAUUUAUCGUAUAUCCAAAUUGGAUGUAUCAACA
Camelina sativa (false flax) is the source of this 2534-nucleotide messenger RNA. Its product is annotated as putative E3 ubiquitin-protein ligase RHG1A. The record is from RefSeq and is a predicted model, not a curated record. Lineage: Eukaryota; Viridiplantae; Streptophyta; Magnoliopsida; Brassicales; Brassicaceae. Gene Ontology annotation, molecular function: ubiquitin protein ligase activity.